This is a messenger RNA of Arachis stenosperma, 2872 nucleotides long. RefSeq names its product LEAF RUST 10 DISEASE-RESISTANCE LOCUS RECEPTOR-LIKE PROTEIN KINASE-like 1.1. Gene Ontology annotation, biological process: protein phosphorylation. Gene Ontology annotation, molecular function: protein kinase activity; polysaccharide binding; ATP binding. NCBI's taxonomy places the organism in Eukaryota, Viridiplantae, Streptophyta, Magnoliopsida, Fabales, Fabaceae. The transcript is spliced from 4 exons. The record is from RefSeq and is a predicted model, not a curated record. The coding region runs from base 463 to 2640 and encodes 725 amino acids.
UUUAACUGAAUACCCAAUUAUUCCAAUAGAACCAAACCAAUUUUAGUGAGUCAGGAUCGGAUACAAGUUAAAAGAUGUUAAACUUAAUCCAAACCGAACAAAUUAUAUUUUAAUUGGUUUAGAUAAAAGAAGAGAAGAUUCUUUAGGAUUCUAAGCGUCCUUAUUAUUCUAAGCGGCCUCCCAGGAGCAGUCUAAUAAGUAAAGCAACGCUGAAGUUGUACUUUUCUACUUUCCCAUGUCAAAGUAACUGUUCUAUCUAAAUCAUGACAAGAGGCGGAUUCUACUUGCAUAUACCACAAUAGAUUCACUAGAUUGGGCUUUUUAAGUUAUUCCUAUUCAUUUAAAGGUCAAGAUAUGAGGCCAAGAAAGGACAUCUAGAGAGUACUAGACAAACAGCCAUCAACUUCGGUUGCUGCUCAAACCCUCCCAUGCCAUAUCACAGACACUUUUUUCUCUUUCUUGAUGACAUAUUCAGACACAUCCUCUUCCAGUUCUUCAAUCUCUCUCUUUCUUCCAUGCUCUCAUUUUGAUUCAUCUCAAAUGAUUCAACCAACUCUCCCCUACAUCCUCCUCAAGUUCUUGUUACGUUUUCCCCUUCACAAUCACAUCGUUAUCCUCCUCUUCUUGGUCCAAAUCAAAGUCACUUUCUCUGCUACAGCUCCAAACUUCACAGCUUGCGAGCCCGUGAAUUGUGGUCACGGCCCAGAUAUAAGCUACCCUUUCUACAUCACAGGGAAACAAAAACCCUUUUGUGGGUACCCAGGUUUUGACCUCACUUGUGGCAAAAAUGGCUUCCCAAUUCUCGAUCUCAUCAACACCCAACACAUCAUCCAACAAAUCUUCUAUAACAACAACUCACUCCGAGUCUCCAACCCCGUUUUUUCAACUCCAAACACUUCUCAGUGCAUUCUUCCCACACAGAAUCUCACCGUUGGCAAGUACAGGUUUAGUAUUGCUCCCAAUCAGAGGAACCUCUUCGUGUUCUAUGGUUGUAACUUAACGUUGCUUCCUGAAGAGAUGAAAGAACAUAAAAUCGGGUGUUCUGUUCAUAGUAAUUUAUCCGUUGUGGCGUUGUAUGCGGAAGACGUCACGAAUGUGAGAGUAGCGGAAGAGAAUUGCAGAGGUGGGUGGGUGAAUGCAACGGUGGAAGAUGAAAAGCGAGGGAAUGUUCGAGAAGCUCUUGAAGAAGGGUUUGUGAUGAGUUGGAAUGCAAGUAAUUGCAGCACGUGCUUGAAUAGUGGGGGAAGAUGCGGGUUUGAUACAAGGCCAGCUAUAUACGCUUUCAGGUGCUUCUGCCGUGAUGGAGUUCAUGUUGCGCAGUGUAAUCUUCCGCCGCCGCCUUCGCCACCUGGACCGCAACAACCAGAGAAAAAAAGAUUGAGCAAGGCUGGGAAAGUUGGCAUAGCAUUAGGUGUCAUACUCCCAAGCAUCUUAAUCAUUGGAUUGCUCCUUCUGUUCUUCAAACGAAGACGUAGUUUCUCACGUGAAUUCCAGACAAGAAACACUUAUGCUGAUCACUCCUCAAAUCCAGACGUAGAAGGCGGAAGCGUGUACUUUGGAAUUCCCCUUUUCUCCUACAAGGAGCUUGAAGAAGCAACAAGCCGCUUCGACCUUAAUAAACAAGUUGGAGAUGGAGGAUUCGGGACCGUCUACUAUGGGAAACUCCAUGACGGACGAGAAGUUGCCGUGAAACGCUUAUACGAGCACAACUACAGACGAGUUGAGCAGUUCAUGAACGAAGUGCAGAUCCUCACACGUUUGCGCCACAAGAAUCUUGUGUCCCUCUAUGGCUGCACAUCACGCACGAGCCGCGAACUACUGCUUGUAUAUGAAUAUAUUCCCAACGGAACUGUUGCUUCUCACCUUCAUGGUGAAUCAGCAAAGCCUGGCUUACUACCUUGGUCCACAAGAAUGAAAAUUGCUGUAGAAACUGCUAGUGCUUUAGCUUAUCUCCAUGCUACUGACAUCAUUCACCGCGACGUAAAAACCAACAACAUUCUUCUUGAUUACAGUUAUUGCGUUAAAGUUGCAGACUUUGGCCUUUCAAGACUAUUCCCCAAUGAUGUUACACAUGUCUCCACGGCGCCACAAGGAACUCCGGGUUAUGUUGAUCCGGAGUAUUACCAAUGUUAUCAGCUUACGAGCAAGAGUGAUGUGUAUAGUUUUGGAGUCGUGCUGAUCGAGUUAAUAUCGUCUAAGCCGGCUGUUGAUAUGAACAGAGACAAGGAUGAGAUUAAUUUGUCGAAUCUUGCCAUAAAGAAGAUUCAAGAAGGUUCGCUUGUUGAGCUUGUUGACCCUUGUCUGGGUUUUGAUUCGGACAAUGAGGUUAAGAGGAUGGUUGUUUCGGUUGCGGAAUUAGCUUUUCAGUGUUUGCAACGGGACAAGGAAUUGAGACCUUCAAUGGAGAAAGUGUUGGAGAUGCUGUUGAGAAUUGAGAGUGGGAAGCAUGAACCAGAGCAUUUAGAAGUAGUAGAUGCUGGUCAUGGUGUCAGUAAUGUAAAUUCUCAACAACCACAACCUUCAAUUUCACCAGAAUGGGACCAAAUUGUGUUGUUGAAGAAUGUGAAGCCACCUUCUUCGCCAAUAACUGUUACUGAUAGCUGGGAAAGUGAAUCCACUACGCCUAAUGUUAGUUCUUAAUAUAUUAAGCUAUUAGCAAUUGUUGGUAAUCCAUUCUUGCUUUCAGCACUUUUUUUGUUGGAAGUGACUCUAUCCUAACCCGAGCAUGAAUGAAUAUAUAUAUAUAUUCUCAUCCACUUGUAUAGGAUAGAUGAUUGUAUUAUGCGGCAUACCACUAUCAAUGUCAUACAAAGAGUAUAGAGAACAUAAAUCUGUCCGUCUAUGUAGAAAUCUAAGUCAUUCUACAUUGAAU